AUGCUAAACAUAGCUAUUGAUGUGGCUUCUGCACUGGAUUAUCUGCAUAAUCAUUGCCAAACGCCAAUCAUUCAUCGAGAUUUAAAGCCAAGCAAUAUUCUUCUCGAUGAUGACAUGAUUGCUUGUGUGGGUGAUUUCGGGCUAGCCAAGUUCUUACCUGAGGUUGCUCAAACUAGCUCGGUUGGAAUCAAGGGAUCUGUUGGAUACAUCGCUCCAGAAUAUGCGAUGGGCAGUAAAGCAUCUACACAAGGAGAUGUUUACAGUUAUGGAAUCCUUCUAUUGGAGAUGAUCACUGGAAAGGGGCCAACUGAUGGCAUGUUUAUGGAUAAUCUAAGCCUUCAUCAUUUUGCUAAGUUGGCUUUGCCUGAACGAGUAAUGGAGAUUGUUGAGCCACAACUACUUAUAGAAGACACUGAAGUUACUCAAGGCAAUGGAAAUCAUAUCAAUACAAGAAAUAGAAUGCAUGAAUGCUUGAUUUUAAUGGUCAGAAUCGGUGUGUUGUGCUCUUCAGAGUCUCCAAGAGAACGAAUGUGCAUGAAAGAUGUGGCUUCAAAAAUGCAUGCAAUCAAGAACCGGUAUCUCGGGGUCAGGAUUCACAGAGACAUACAAGUUAGAUCACAAAUGUUAGAUGGAGAUUUGUCUUACCUCAGUCAUUACUAA
This is a messenger RNA of Magnolia sinica, 660 nucleotides long. Its product is annotated as probable LRR receptor-like serine/threonine-protein kinase At3g47570. Bases 1 to 660 code for a protein of 219 amino acids. The transcript has 2 exons. The record is from RefSeq and is a predicted model, not a curated record. Gene Ontology annotation, biological process: protein phosphorylation. Lineage: Eukaryota; Viridiplantae; Streptophyta; Magnoliopsida; Magnoliales; Magnoliaceae. Gene Ontology annotation, molecular function: ATP binding; protein kinase activity.